Messenger RNA from Cydia pomonella (codling moth), 1315 nucleotides. Its product is annotated as trans-1,2-dihydrobenzene-1,2-diol dehydrogenase-like. Bases 234 to 1250 code for a protein of 338 amino acids. The record is from RefSeq and is a predicted model, not a curated record. The transcript has 7 exons. Gene Ontology annotation, molecular function: nucleotide binding. Lineage: Eukaryota; Metazoa; Arthropoda; Insecta; Lepidoptera; Tortricidae.
UCAUUAUUUAUGUAGGUAAUUGAAGAGCGUGUUUCACAGCAUUUUUGUGACAACCACUGACAUAAUACCUACACGACAAAGUGCUAUCGAUUGAGUAGUAGGCGCUGCAGAGCAGUCGUUUAUCAAGAUUGAAGAUAUCAAAUCGAUCCACUAAAAAUCAGUGUUGUAUAAAUAGAAGCACAGCGAUUAUUUGAAGCAUUUAUCGUUAGUCUCGUGUAUUACCAACAGUUACAAUGGCUGUCCGCUGGGGUAUCGUGAGCGCUGGUAAGAUCAGCAGUGACUUUGUGAACGCGAUUAACUCUUACCCUGGAAAUGAACAGGUAGUAGCAGCGGUGGCAGCCCGGGAUCGCAGCAGGGCCGAAGAGUUCGCUAAGCUGCACAACAUCUCGAAUGUGUUCGACUCUUACAAGGCGAUGGCGGAGAGCAGUGGCGUCAUAGAUGUCGCAUACAUUGGCGCGUUGAACCCUGAGCAUUACGCUCUCAGCAAACUGUUUCUCGAGAACGGAAAACACGUUCUUUGCGAAAAGCCUCUAUGCCUCAAUUCCAAGCAAGCGCAGGCCUUGGUGGACAUCGCUAAAAGGAAGAAAGUGUUCUUCAUGGAAGCUAUUUGGUCGAGGUUUUCUCCAGCAUAUAUAUCGCUGAAGAAAGAGAUUGAUUCAGGAAAACUGGGAGAGGUCAAAUUAGCGGAGGUUAACUUAGGAGCUCCUAUUGCCACCGUUGACAGAUUAAGCAAAAAGUCUCUAGGAGGCGGUGCCGUGCUCGAUUUGGGUGUUUACGCUAUUCAAAUAGCUCAGUUUAUAUUUAAUGAUGAGCCAACGAAAGUGAUAGCCACUGGAGCCCUCAAUGAAGAAGGAGUGGAUGUCGUAGAGCACAUAAUUUUGGAGUACAGCGGCGUCAGGCGGGCGGUCUUAAAUCUAGACGCAACCAUGAAGCUGUGGAAUAAGGCCACUGUCACCGGCACCAAAGGACGGGCUACGCUCGAAGAACCGUUCCAUUUCCCCAAUAGCCUAAUCCAUGUGGACGGCAAGGUGGAGAACUUUACACUGCACACAUCCAAAAUCCCUUACAAUUUCGAGAACAGCGCAGGGUUGGUUUACGAGUCUCUUGAGGUCGCGAGGUGUAUCAAAGAAGGACUCGUAGAAUCACCACAUGUGAGCCACAGAGACAGUCUUAUCAUCGCCCAAAUUCAAGAUUCCGUCCGAAAACAACUUGGCGUCCAAUUUGAUGUUGAUAACCAGGAGUUUUCUUAGAUGGCUUUAGUAUCAUGUAUAUUUAAUUGUUAAUAUUUUAAAUAAAUAAGAAUGUUGAUAUUUUA